This is a messenger RNA of Rubroshorea leprosula, 1045 nucleotides long. Lineage: Eukaryota; Viridiplantae; Streptophyta; Magnoliopsida; Malvales; Dipterocarpaceae. The record is from the annotation of a GenBank genome assembly.
UUUAGUAUUUCAAUUUUUUUUCCCAUGUUGUCAGAGAAAUAUCUGCAAUUUCAUGAGAUUAAAAUCUAUGGGUUUUUGUAGUUUUAGGUAAAUUCCCUAUUUUGAAAUAGAAAACAAAUUCUCUGUGCUUGCAUGGGACUUUCGAUUCCCUCGAACGAGGAAGAAGGUUUCAAGUAUUUCUUCAGGGUUUCGAUUCCCUCGAAGUAUUUCGUCAGUGUUGAGAAGCAGGUUGCCAUAGCCCUUAGAACGUUAGCAUCUGGUGACUCUCAAGUCUUGGUUGGAGCUGCCUUUGGGGUUGGCCAAUCCACAGUUUCUCAGGUGACAUGGAGAUUCAUUGAAGCAUUGGAAGAAUGUUCCAAGCAUCAUCUCAAGUGGCCGGAUUCCAAUAGAAUGGAGGAAAUUAAAUCCAAAUUUGAAGAAUUGUUAGGAUUGCCUAAUUAUUGUGGUGCUCUAGAUGCCACGCAUAUCAUUAUGAGCCUUCCAACAGUUCAAACUUCAGAUGAUUGGUGUGACCAAGAGAACAACUACAGCACGUUCUUACAGGGUAUUGUUGACCAUGAAAUGAGAUUUCUAGAUAUUGUAACUGGUUGGCCUGGGGGCAUGACUGUGUCUAGAUUGUUGAAAUGCUCGAGAUUUUUCAGAUUGUGUGAGGCUGGGGAGUGUUUGAAUGGAAAUACAAGAACUUUGUCUGAAGGAGUGGGGAUAAGAGAAUUCAUUGUUGGGGGGUUGCAUAUCCUCCUCUUCAUUGGCUAAUAACUCCGUAUAAGACAAAUAGUCUUUCCACUAAUGCUUUUAAUUCGAUACAUGGAGGUUCAAGAACUCUUGCAUCUAGGGCAUAUUUGCAGUUAAAGGGUAGUUGGAGAAUUCUUAACAAUGUCUUGUGGAGACCUGAUAGACUUAAAUUGCCCAGUAUAAUUUUGGUAUGCUGUUUACUUCACAAUGUUAUACUUGACUGUGGAGAUCAGUUACAUCCUGAUGUUGCUUUAUCAGGUUGUCAUGACCUUGGUUAUGAAGAGCAAUGCUCUUAGCAAGUUGAUCUAGUGGA